Molecule: messenger RNA, 1287 nt
Organism: Ruditapes philippinarum (Manila clam)
Lineage: Eukaryota; Metazoa; Mollusca; Bivalvia; Venerida; Veneridae
Exons: 7
Coding region: 107-922 (271 amino acids)
Source: RefSeq, a predicted model, not a curated record
CCGGCUUGGUAAACAAUUAAUGCAAACAAAACAGUAAUUUUCUGCUCAGUAUUCGUGCCGAUCGUGAAAUAUAUUGACCAUAGUAUUAUUUCAAAAAAGAAAAAAAAUGCGUGUAAUAUGUUCUGUUAUUUUGUCCUGCAUUUCAUUGUGGAUUUCAUCUAUUGAAGCUGCUCGAUGGACAGAGUGGAAAAAUUUAACAACAUGUAGCGCCAAGCCCUGUAACUGUCAUGUUCCAAAAUCAGGACAAAAGAGAAAAUGCGAACAGGGAGAAAUAAUAAUGUUGCGAUUUUGCAUCCAUGAGGAAGGAGAUACGCAGGGUUGUCUAUGGGACAAAGGAGUUGGAGCCAUGAAGAAAGAGAAAUGCAUGAAUGAUGGUACAAAUUGCCCAGGGUGGUCCGACUGGCAGCUUGGAAAGUGUGACUGUGAAUCCAAUAUUAGACUUAUUCAACGAGAGUGUAACAACCCCCCACCUAUACACAAUGACGUUCUUUGUAAAAGUGACGCUCGAGAUGAAGUGAUGCAUGAAGAACAAACACGUGUCUGCAAUUGCACUGAAGAAGAAAUGGCUACAACGCCUACAACAACAACUUCAACAACAACAACAACAACGGGGGCAUCGACAACGCCUCUUCCGUGUUGUAAGGAAGAAAGCUACGAAGAUUAUGAUAACGGCGCAACUAAUUCUCGUUUCGAAGGAUGUGGAACAAAAGCAACAACAACAAAAAAGCCGUCUCAAGUUGACCUCGACUACUAUGAUAUGUAUGAUAAACUGUUUGAGGAGAAUCCUAAUUGUCGAAAGUGUAGUUCAGCAGAAAUAGAAGCCGAAAGAGGUAACGCUGACAGUGGAGAUGACGUAGAUUACGAUUACGAUUACGCAAACGGUGACUUGGGAGACGGAGAAAGUGACUUUGGAGAUUGUUGAGACGACAAUGAAGACGAUGGAGACGGCGGACAGUGAUAAUGAGGAUGAAGCCGUCUUAAUUAGGACUCCAGAUUAAUUACGAUGGCAUGUCAUGACUGACAUUGACAAAUAGGAACAGUUCAUAAAAUGUAAAGAUAGUGAAUAUUUUAACAGUAAACUAUAAUCACACUUAAUGUCAUAUAUGGACUUGUCAAUUGACAAAACUAUUCACCAGUUUAGAGAAAAACUUUAUGCCCGCUUAUUUUGGUCUGAGUUGAUCACUUGGAAACAAAAAUCAAAUCAUUUUAAUUGUGGUAUCUGAUUGGAAAAAUAAAGAUAUCGAAAAUACUGUAAUAAUAAAAAAAUAAAUUUGCAUAAGAUAUAAA